Molecule: messenger RNA, 1208 nt
Organism: Amaranthus tricolor (Joseph's coat)
Lineage: Eukaryota; Viridiplantae; Streptophyta; Magnoliopsida; Caryophyllales; Amaranthaceae
Product: L-ascorbate peroxidase 3
Exons: 9
Coding region: 125-985 (286 amino acids)
Biological process (GO): response to reactive oxygen species; hydrogen peroxide catabolic process; cellular response to oxidative stress
Molecular function (GO): peroxidase activity; heme binding
Source: RefSeq, a predicted model, not a curated record
ACAACCAAUAACGCAAAGGGUUUAUCUACAACAAAUUCGACACACAAAUAACUAUCAAAAGCAAUAUUGCCAUUUUCCAUUUCGCAUCUUUCAUCCUUCUUCUCCUUGACUAAGAGCUUCAUUAAUGGCGAUACCAGUCGUCGACACUGAAUAUCUCAAGGAAAUCGAUAAAGCUCGUCGCGAUCUUCGUGCUCUCAUCUCUAGUCGCAAUUGCGCUCCACUCAUGCUGCGUCUCGCAUGGCAUGACGCCGGAACGUAUUGUGCGAAGACGAAGACUGGUGGCCCUAACGGUUCAAUCAGGAAUGAAGAAGAGUGCGCUCAUGGUGCUAAUAACGGUCUGAAGAAAGCUAUCGAUUGGUGUGAGGAGGUGAAAUCCAAACACCCAAAGAUUACAUAUGCAGACGUCUAUCAGCUUGCUGGGGUUGUUGCAGUUGAGGUCACCGGUGGACCUACUGUUGAAUUUGUUCCUGGAAGAAAGGAUUCUAAUGUGUGUCCCAAGGAAGGGAGGCUUCCAGAUGCGAAACAAGGUGCACUACAUCUGAGGGACAUAUUCUACAGGAUGGGGCUGACUGACAAAGACAUUGUGGCCCUGUCGGGGGGUCAUACCCUGGGAAGGGCACAUCCAGAGAGAUCAGGCUUUGAUGGCCCAUGGACCCACGAACCGCUCAAGUUUGAUAACUCCUAUUUUGUGGAAUUGUUGAAAGGAGAAUCUGAGGGACUGUUGCAACUUCCUACUGAUAGAACCUUGGUGGAGGAUCCUGCUUUUCGACCUUUUGUUGAUUUGUAUGCUAAGGAUGAGUAUGCGUUCUUCCGGGACUAUGCAGCCUCACACAAGAAGCUUUCGGAACUAGGAUUUACCCCAAGCAGUGCCAAAUCAAUUUGCAAGGACACCACUAUAUUGGCUCAGAGUGCGGUUGGAGUAGCCGUUGCAGCAGCAGUGGUCGUCCUGAGCUACAUCUAUGAAGUUCGCAAACGUAUCAACUAAAGAGAUCACACAAGUAAAACAUCAUUCAUAUCCUAUUUAGUACUGUCUGUAUGAAAUAGUAACAUCAUAUUUACAAAGUUCAUUCGUCAUACUUCUUACAUCUUAGUAUAUAUUCAUACUUGCUAAGACCUGACCCAUCUUAAAUGGUUGUAUGAAGUUGCUAAAAAAAAGAGGUUAAAUGAUGUGAAAAGUAUAAUAAGUUUGCUUUGGGGUUGUCCUUAGA